Messenger RNA from Etheostoma cragini (Arkansas darter), 1327 nucleotides. RefSeq names its product solute carrier family 31 member 1 (gene slc31a1). NCBI's taxonomy places the organism in Eukaryota, Metazoa, Chordata, Actinopteri, Perciformes, Percidae. Bases 179 to 763 code for a protein of 194 amino acids. The record is from RefSeq and is a predicted model, not a curated record. Gene Ontology annotation, cellular component: membrane. Gene Ontology annotation, molecular function: copper ion transmembrane transporter activity. The transcript has 6 exons. Gene Ontology annotation, biological process: copper ion transmembrane transport.
GGACGUCAUGACGCAGGCACCCGGAAGUGGUGGCGGAGCGCAGCAGAGAGUCUAACGGUGAAGACGCGAGCUACUUUCUUCUUCUUUCUGUUUUGGCGAGUUUUUUUGGAGUGUUUCUCAGACAAAACAGAAAAGAAAUAGAAGAAGAACUCCCGGAAGUCUUCCAGCCUUGGACCAUAUGAACCACAUGGAUGCCAUCACCAUGGCGACGGACCACGCCCACCACCAACACAACACCGUGGCCACGCCCACCACCGGCCAGGAUCACGGGGGGGACCACGGGGGGGGAGGGGGGGACGUCGGGGGACACGGGGGCAUGGUGAUGACCUUCUACUUCGGCUACACCAACGUGGAGCUGCUGUUCACCGGGCUGCUCAUCAACUCCCCCGGAGAGAUGGUGGGGGCAUGUGUCGGAGUCUUCCUAUUGGCCGUCCUGUACGAGGGUCUGAAGAUGGGCCGGGAGUCGCUGCUGCGCCGCAGUCAGGUCAACGUGCGCUACAACUCGAUGCCGCUCCCCGGGGCUGAUGGGACAGUUCUCAUGGAGACGCACAAGACCGUCGGGCAGCGGAUGCUAAGCCCCGCCCACUUCCUGCAGACACUGCUGCACAUCCUACAAGUGGUGGUCAGCUACUUCCUGAUGCUCGUCUUCAUGACCUACAACGCCUACCUCUGCAUCGCCGUGGCAACCGGCGCCGGCAUGGGCUACUUCCUGUUCAGCUGGCGGAAGGCUGUGGUCGUCGACAUCACGGAGCACUGCCACUAACUAGCGCGCUAGUUAGCAUCUGGGCUAGGCAUCUCGUUACUGCUGAUCACAAUCGAUAACACUCUGCUACGUUAGCACGCUAGCUAGCCUGGAACCACAUCCCAGAGAGACUCUAACACUAAAGUCUGUAGUUAGCAAUUCAUAAAUAUUUUUUUUAAGCUUUUUGUGAACGCCUGUUGGUGGGCGAGCCGGCCAAUCACAGCUUGGAUCAUCUCAGACCGUUCUGAUUGGCCAAAUCCUGUCAAACUGUGCCAUGACAACUAGGUUAGCACUUGCUGCUACUAGCCAACACGUUAGCAUCAGUAGCUAUUCUGUAGUUAGCAUUGUUAGCAUAUGGUCCAAUCAAAACAUUACAAUAUCUUUUAUUAGGAUUGUUUGAUUUAAUUAAAAUUAUUAAACUAACAUUUUACUUUUAAAAAACGAAAUAUUCUUCAGACAAAUUAUAUUUUAACGGUGUUCAGAACAUCCUCCUCUCCCAUUGGUCCGCGAGCCGGCCAAUCAGAGCUCAAAGGUUUUACAACAAACAUCAGAUUCAUAUUUUAUUUGAUUUUUUUCAAAAUAAAA